AUGCUAAUGGAUAUCAAGAAUAAUGGCUCCUGGAUCCUGCGCAGCAUCCUUCAGAUUAGGCCUGAUGCGAAGAGGUUAACCCAGUGGGAUAGCUUGAAGAGAUCUGAGAAAUUCCGAUUGAACAAGGCCUACAUUGAAUUUUUGAAGGAGAUUCCCAAUGUGGUUUGGAGUGGUCUUGUUAGGAGUAAUAUUGCUAGGCCUCGUGCGGUGUUCUUGUUGUGGCUUGCUUGUCACAAACGGCUGCCUACUAAGGAUAGAUUGAUGAAGAUUGACAUCUUCCACCAGCCCAAUUGCAUAUUCUGUAAUUGUGCUGAAUCGGUUCAACACUUGUUUUUUGAAUGCAAUGUUACUAGUGUUGUUUGGGAGGGAGUCCUAAGGAGCAAGAAUUUGCGUGGUCAAUUCCUAAAGAUUGCCGUAGCGAAAACAAUUUAUGAGAUUGGGUGGAAUAGAAAUAGGAUUGUCUAUAAUAAAAACUAUACUAUUAGAAAUACGGUUAAUGUUAUUGUGGAUAAUAUAGUGAAUAGAGUGUGGGUAUUCCCUAAGUAUAGACAUAGAAUUGUCCAGAUUUUAUUGUCUUAA
Molecule: messenger RNA, 579 nt
Organism: Vicia faba (fava bean)
Lineage: Eukaryota; Viridiplantae; Streptophyta; Magnoliopsida; Fabales; Fabaceae
Source: the annotation of a GenBank genome assembly